Molecule: messenger RNA, 1512 nt
Organism: Phycodurus eques (leafy seadragon)
Lineage: Eukaryota; Metazoa; Chordata; Actinopteri; Syngnathiformes; Syngnathidae
Gene: pou4f2
Product: POU class 4 homeobox 2
Exons: 3
Coding region: 239-1450 (403 amino acids)
Biological process (GO): regulation of transcription by RNA polymerase II
Molecular function (GO): DNA-binding transcription factor activity, RNA polymerase II-specific; RNA polymerase II cis-regulatory region sequence-specific DNA binding
Source: RefSeq, a predicted model, not a curated record
UAGGGGGGAUUAUUUUUUGGUUUGUUUGUUUACGCAUGGAAAAGCGAGCUGCGUUCGACUUGAACAAAAUAGACUUGUGAUAACUUUUUUUUUCUUUUGCAUUGAUUGAAGUCCCAAAGAAACAAGAAGAAAAGGAGGAGGAGGCGGAGUCGUCCCUAUUCCCCCUCGAUUUUUUAUUUUUUAUUUUUUUGUUAAAAAGAGGAGCACGCGCGGCCGCUCGCUCGGACGCGCCGGCAACAUGAUGAUGAUGUCUCUGAGCAGCAAGCAGCCAUUCUCCGCCAUGGCGCACGCCAGCCUGCACGCCGAGGCCAAGUACUCCUCGCUGCACUCGGUCGGCACCAACAACACGUCGUCCUCGGCGUCCGCCACCUCCAACGCGGUGUCCUCGUCCUCGUCGUCCUCCUCCUCGGCGUCCUCGUGCGUCUCCUCCCGCCACAGCAGCAUCAUCAGCACCAGCUCGGAGGCGAUGCGGCGCGCGUGCCUCCCCACGCCACCGAGCAAUAUAUUCGGCGGCUUGGACGAGAGUCUGCUGGCCCGGGCUGAGGCGCUCGCCGCGGUGGACAUCGUCUCGCAGAGCAAGAGCCACCUCCACCAUCACCACCCGCCGCCGCACCACAGCCCCUUCAAGCCGGACGCCACCUACCACACCAUGAACACGCUGCCGUGCACCUCGUCGUCGUCGUCGUCCGCCUCCUCGGUGCCCAUCUCGCACCCGUCCGCGCUCGGGGGCGGCCACCACCACCACCAUCACCACCACCACCACCACCACCAGCCGCACCAGGCUCUGGAGGGCGACCUCCUGGAGCACAUCACUCCGGGCCUGGCGCUGGGGGCCAUGGCGGGGCCGGACGGCUCGGUGGUGUCCACGCCCGGCCACCCGGCGCACAUGGCCGGCAUGAACCACAUGCACCAGGCGGCGCUGAGCAUGGCGCACGCCCACGGGCUGCCGCCUCACAUGGGCAUGAGCGACGUGGACGCCGACCCGCGCGACCUGGAGGCCUUCGCCGAGCGCUUCAAGCAGCGGCGCAUCAAGCUCGGCGUGACGCAGGCGGACGUGGGCUCGGCGCUGGCCUCCCUCAAGAUCCCCGGCGUGGGCUCGCUGAGCCAGAGCACCAUCUGCAGGUUCGAGUCCCUCACGCUGUCGCACAACAACAUGAUCGCGCUCAAGCCCAUCCUGCAGGCGUGGCUGGAGGAGGCCGAGAAGUCGCACCGGGAGAAGCUCAACAAGCCCGAGCUGUUCAACGGCGCCGAGAAGAAGCGCAAGCGCACGUCCAUCGCCGCGCCGGAGAAGCGCUCGCUGGAGGCCUACUUCGCCAUCCAGCCCAGGCCCUCGUCGGAGAAGAUCGCGGCCAUCGCCGAGAAGCUGGACCUGAAGAAGAACGUGGUGCGCGUGUGGUUUUGCAACCAGCGGCAGAAACAGAAACGCAUGAAGUACUCGGCCUGCGUUUGAAUUCCACGCGACGCCGAACUCGGACGCUUUGUAUCAUCGUUUCCUAUUUAACCAAAAAAAAA